This is a messenger RNA of Aphis gossypii (cotton aphid), 3375 nucleotides long. RefSeq lists its product as uncharacterized. The record is from RefSeq and is a predicted model, not a curated record. Bases 469 to 2781 code for a protein of 770 amino acids. Lineage: Eukaryota; Metazoa; Arthropoda; Insecta; Hemiptera; Aphididae. The transcript has 20 exons.
GCGAGCGCUUCUAAAAAAAAAAAAAAAUAAUAAUAAUAAAUAAUAAAUUAUUCAAAACAAUAUGUAAGAAUCAUCUAAAAUACAGUACGGUACGCGUAAAAUCGUGUUCGGACUUUUUUGAUUCUUUGCACAAUAUUACAGUUUACGUCGCGUCAUAUGAAAUAUAUUAUUAAUAAACCCUAUUAUCUAUAACUAUACAUAAAUUGUGAUCGGAUUACGUGUGUGUUUUAAAAAUGUCGAUAAUAUUGUAUUUGUGACUGUAGCUUAUACUUGUCAGUAUGCACACUACUAUACAUGUAUACCUAGGUUGAAAUUAUUUAUCAUUGAAAUUGUCGGUUAUCUCGAGUGUCGCUGCUGUCACCGCCGUACUUAUAAUAUACCGUCAACCCAUCGGCUUUACAAAAGCACGACGUAAAUAAAAUAAUUACUAUAAUCCUACGAACGAUCAUCGUCACUGCCUCUGCCAUUAUGUUGAUCAUCGCCGUAAUCGAAUUCAUCAUGGUGUCCGUAUGCAUGUUCGCGUCCAGCGCCGGUGUGGCGAUCGCCGUCGUCGCCGUCAUUGCGUACACCGUAUACGGCAGGAUCAACAAACACAAAGUGCUGUGUAUCCAACAGCGGGACAUUUUGAACACUAAAUUAAAAGCGAAAGUGGCGUCCAAGGCAGAAAAUGAUCAAGAUAAGUUUUUCGAAGUUCGCGAUUAUUUGGAACGGCUAGUGGAAGGGCUGGUGGACGGAGGUCUAGAUGACGUAUGCCUCACGCCCCUGUCCACCCACCCGCAAUACAUGUCAAUAUGUUGGAAGUACCACGAACAGUUGGCUACCACGCUGACAGCAGCCAUACACUCCAUCAUAAACGAGUCUGAUGAGUUUGAUGAUAUUCCAAUAAAAUUAAAUACAAUUUUGCAAGAAGUGUCUUAUGACGUAGAAAAUCUUCCAGAACUACAGGCUGCCCAGAAAAAGUGUGCUGUUCCAUUGGCAGAAGAUUUAAACGAAAAAAAUUACGAAGAUCUCUUGGCUACUGCUAUUUUAAAUAAGAUUGUCGCUAAUAGUCAGACAAAGAAGAAAGUCCCAAUUGGAAGAACUCGAAUUUCUAAAUAUCCUCCAAAGCAAACGGGUUUAAAUCAGAAUUCUUCAAAUUCGAAAAAUACCAAAGAGUCGUUGAGAACCCCUAGAGUGUCUUUAACUGUAGAAGAAUUCACGGAAGAAGUGACGACGACUAGUUAUAAUACAUACUCCGAUAUCGAAGGCGAUUAUGACGAUGGGUACAACGAAGGUGACGAAGAAGAAGAUGAAAGAUCGCAAUCGGCUAUCGGAAUGUUCAUGUCAAACGCGAAAUUGCUUCGAGGACAUACUGCACCUUUACCAGAAUUCGGAUCUGAUUCAAUUGAGGACGGUAGUACCAUCGAUCCCGACGAUCAAGGAAUAAGCACAACGGUGGACUCGUGGGAAGACAACUGGCUGUUUCAAAAGAAAAGGGUCAAUCGGAUGUCCGGCUCCAACAAUUAUCAUCAUCAUCCUGUUCCCGUUCCAAUGUUAGUUCCGAACCCAUCUGAAGUCACCAGGCCACUAAUAGGCGAUCGUGAUGCUGAUGAAACGUCUGAACUGUCCGACUACUCAAAUUCAGCACUGGACGAAUUGCUUGAACUCUCUGAUUUUGAGUCAGAGCCGCUGCAGACAAAACAUUCGGACGUCGACACAAACUCCACAGAUGGUGGGAUUUUACUAUUUGAAGGUCCUAGCAGCGAGGAAGACAAUCCACUCAACUGGGAUCCCAUAGUGGAGGCUUGCAACAAACACGUUGCGCUUUCCCAAGUAGAUUCCGGUCAAGGUUCAAUGGACCAUCAGAGAGAUUUUGAUCACUCUCUAGAAGUCAACGAAAAACCUGUGCCUAGGCCAAGGUCUAGUUUAAUGUUAAAUACCACUGACAGCGAAAUCAACUCAGUGUCAUCCGAGGAAGUUAACGUAGCACAAGAAGACGAACCGUUACCUCCAAGGCCAGGUACAAUAGCUGAACGAGAACAUUCUAAGUGGGAAAAGGCGGUACCUCUGACAAAUAACCCGUACUCCGCUGAGAAUAUUGAAAAACGCAAGUACAAGUCGUUGUACGGCAGCAGGAGUAGUAGCGAGGCAUCAUUAAAUUUAAUCAAUGGAAACGAAACGUCAGGUCCGUUGAAAAUAGUCUGCAGCCCCUCGUUAUCGGACACUCAGCGGUACGGUCGAGAUUACUACGUCAAUCAAUCCAGGGAAUUAAAAGCCAGACAAAAACAGACCAAGGUAUCCAAACUGGUAGUACAAAUUGGUGGAGACGAAUACGAUCAUGAACGGCGAACCAGCGGCACACUGCAGGACUCAACGCCGGUUACCCAGGAAUCACCGUCCGGUGGUGACUCGUUCGCGUCAUUUGGCACUUGCGGCAGCCCACAACGCCAAGAAAAAUUGGUUCAGUUGUGCUCGUGGACGGACCGACGGGAAAGCGGAGUCGGUAUUCCUAAGAGUUCAAUCGCGGAAUCGGCUGUUGACGUGCACCACUGUAUGCCUUCGGUCAGAGAAUUAGCCAAACAAUUUUCCUCUAAAAAUGCUGAAAACACAUGCAAGAACUCGAGCCGACAAGUACAUAGUUUGACGGCUAGGAGCCUUAGCCGAGAAUACCGCGAAGGAUUGGGAUUGAAAGUGCGUGAUAAAAACGGACUUGCCAUACAAGACUCCGAUGAUAGCGGCAACGGAUCUGCCAAGUCCGAGGACGCUACCACUAUAGUUAAUCGCCAGCUACAGAAGGCUUAGUGCAGAAGUCCGCUAUUACAGCGGGUCAACAACUUAUUAUAUUAUUAUUAUUGUUGCCAUCGCAGUGGCUAUAAUGAUAUAGAGAUUUCUAUAAUUUCUAUAUACUAUAAUAUAUAGUCUUCGCACAAUUAUUACUUUUAUAUUAUAUUACGGUACAUAUCAUAUUACACCUAUAUAGUGUAAGAUAUUAAUAUAAUAUGAUAUUUGUUCUAUAGCAUUGAUUUUACAAAGUAUACCUAUCUAAUAAUAUUAUAAUAUCAAUGGUUAUAGACACAUAAACCCAAUACCUAGUAUGAGGUAUGAAUAGAACUGCAGUUGUUGUAUUGUUAUAAUUUAUUAUCGUAUAAUAAUAUUAAUUAAACUGUUAUUAUUAUUUAUUUUUAAACAAUAGGUACCUAUAAUUAAAAACUAUUAAAAACGUAGUUUUUUUCAAUUACAGUAAGUUUAUUUUUCAAAAUUGAAAAACAUUAUAAUUUAUAGGUACAAUUGUUGUUUUAAUUAAAAAUAUACAUAAUUUGUUAUAUUUGUAUUCUUUAUAAUAUUUUUAUGAAAAAUAUUUUGAAAUAAUAAAUAUAUAUUUUAUUAUAUGUUUAA